Molecule: messenger RNA, 626 nt
Organism: Sinocyclocheilus anshuiensis
Lineage: Eukaryota; Metazoa; Chordata; Actinopteri; Cypriniformes; Cyprinidae
Gene: cga
Product: glycoprotein hormones, alpha polypeptide
Biological process (GO): thyroid hormone generation; positive regulation of steroid biosynthetic process
Cellular component (GO): follicle-stimulating hormone complex; extracellular region
Molecular function (GO): follicle-stimulating hormone activity
Source: RefSeq, a predicted model, not a curated record
AUGUUUUGGACAAGAUAUGCUGGAGCAAGUAUUGUUUUUAUGCUUAUUCGUCUUGGACAACUGUAUCCAAGAAAUGAUAUGAAUAACUUUGGAUGUGAGGAGUGCAAACUCAAGGAGAACAACAUUUUCUCAAAACCUGGAGCUCCUGUCUAUCAGUGUAUGGGAUGCUGCUUUUCUAGGGCUUACCCCACGCCCCUGAGGUCCAAGAAAACCAUGCUUGUUCCAAAAAAUAUCACAUCAGAAGCUACAUGCUGUGUAGCCAAAGAAGUUAAACGGGUGCUUGUCAAUGAUGUCAAACUAGUGAACCACACAGACUGCUACUGCAGUACCUGCUACUAUCAUAAGUCUUAAAAAAAAACAUUGUGACAUUCAAGAUUUGCUUGUGUUUGCCUAAAACUAGUUAUAUUCCAGUCUACCUGUCAUUUUACGCCACUUAUUAGAAUUUUGUUAGCUGUGCUUAUUUACUUUUCUACCAUGUAAAUUGUCAAGGCUGGGUGUUUUUUCCACCACUUCUUUUUCAAAAGGUUGCAAUCAUUAUUGCAACCAACAUUUUAAGAGCACAUAAUGUGAUAUUUUAUCACUAAUAAAAUGCAAGAAAACACCAUCACUGCACCCUGCUUGUUAGU